Molecule: messenger RNA, 1269 nt
Organism: Besnoitia besnoiti
Lineage: Eukaryota; Apicomplexa; Conoidasida; Eucoccidiorida; Sarcocystidae
Product: LEM3 (ligand-effect modulator 3) family / CDC50 family protein
Exons: 6
Coding region: 1-1269 (422 amino acids)
Cellular component (GO): endoplasmic reticulum; Golgi apparatus; plasma membrane
Source: RefSeq, a predicted model, not a curated record
AUGCUUCGUCAGAGUCGAAGCAAAGUCACUCCCUCGGCGACAGAGGAGGAUGCGUCUGCGCCACAUAGGGAGGGCAACGACGCCCAGGGUCCUCAUGAAAAAUCGUCUUUCGUCGCAGUGCCCUUUAGGGAAGGAGCCAAGCCGAAGGCAUCCCCCAGUCCGCGGAAAGCUCCGUCAGAAGCCAGCACAGAUGAGGGUGGCGGAUGCUGCGUCUGUGGAGUAGGCAAGAAGAGCGAGAAGCGGCGGCUGUGCGGCUGCACGAAGCGCGCCUUCUCGGACUUCAUGCAGCAGCGCAUGCAUGCCUGGCAGCCGGUCCUCUCGCCUCAGCGAAUCGUGGGAAUUCUGGGCAUUGGCGGACUCGUGCUCCUUGCGCUUGGCAUCCUCAUUCUUGUCACCUCCAAUAACAUUCUCGAGUGUAAAGUCGACUACACGGACGCAGCGGGCGUCAAGAAUUACAUCAAGGUCGACUCGCGAGACUGCACGGACACGAGUGUGACCGAGCUCACUGGAACUCUGUACUUUUUCUACGAACUGACGAACUUUUAUCAAAAUCACCGUCGCUACCUGAAGUCUCGCUCUGAUUCGCAGCUGCAGGGGAAAGUGUACACGGAGGCGAGCGAAGUCAAGACGGCAUGCGAUCCACGGUACCUCGCCGACGACGGGCGCGUACUCGACCCCUGCGGGCUGAACGCGCUUUCCGUCUUCACGGAUUCCUUCUCGCUGCACCGGAAGCGCGAGAACGAUGCAUACGACCUGAUACCGCUCGAUGAGAGCCGCGAAACCAUUUGCUGGCAUUUUGACCUGAACUCGAGAUUCAAAAACCCGAGUCCGGAAGAAAGGAAGCGCUACGAGAAGUCCGUCGACUUCUGGCUCUUCGAGCCGGAAAUGCGAAAGGCACUUCACAUGGAUAUACCAGGCGUCGGCGAGGGCGUGGAAAACAGUCACUUCAUCGUCUGGAUGAGGGAGGCGGCGCUACCGACCUUCAGGAAGGUCUACGGAAAAAUCGAAGAGACUCCGCUGAAGCUCCCCAUCUACGUGAACAUCGAGGGAGACACGUACGACGUGAGAUCCUUCGGAGGAAGGAAGUACGUCGUCAUCUCGCAGGCAUCCUGGCUGGGAGGAAGGAAUUCUUUUCUCGGUAUCGCGUACCUGGUGGUGGCCUGCGUGUGUCUGGUCGUUUGCCUUAUCCUCCUGUACGCGCAGAUGCGCAACCCGCGGCACAUGGGAGACAUUUUGUGGCUUCGGAAGGCGCUCUACGGCGAUGCAUGA